AUGCCGUAUUAUACAGACCGUAUCUCCACACUGUAUCUCCACACUGUAUCUACAAACCAUAUCUCCACAUCGUAUCUCCACGCCGUUUCUUCAGACCAUAUCUCCACACUGUAUCUCCACACUGUAUCUCCACAGCGUAUCUCCAUGCCGUUUCUCCACACCAUAUCUUCACAGCAUUUCUCCACAGCAUUUCUCUGUACCAUAUCUCCACUCUAUCUCCAUGCCAUUUCUUCACAACAUAUCUCCAAAUCGUAUGUCCACGGUGUUUCUUCAGACCAUAUCUCCACACUGUAUCUCCACAGCGUAUCUCCAGACCAUAUCUCCACAGCGUAUGUUCAGACUAUAUCUCCACAGUGUAUCUCCACGCCAUAUCUCUACACCAUAUCUCCACACUGUAUCUCCACGCCAUAUCUCCACACCAUUUCUCCACACCAUAUCUCCACACCAUUUCUCCACACCAUAUCUCCACAGCGUUUCUCCACACCAUAUCUCCACACCAUUUCUCCACACCAUUUCUCCACACCAUAUCUCCACAGCGUUUCUCCACACCAUAUCUCCACAGCGUUUCUCCACACCAUAUCUCCACACCAUUUCUCCACACCAUAUUUCAAAACUAAAUCUUCUGAAAAACGCUCAGUUGUACAAUUCUACAAAAAUUCUUAAAGGUUCCUCCAGAGGAAUAACUGAAGAACCCUUUAUGGCUCGAGACUUUCCCAGAGUCGAGGUAGCUUCCGCUUCUAAAAAAAAAAGUUUUGAAGCAGCCAAAGAUCACAAUCACUUUUAAAAUUAAUCUCACGAUGACGUAACGUUCCACUAUUAAAGCCUUCAAGCCAACAGCCUGCCUGCAAACCGCGAAUCAGUGACUAGCGUAUCAGAUCCCUCUGAAUCCAAAGCACACAGCCAGUGAGAUGCGAAUGCAGUGCAUUGUGGGUAAUAUACAUCGUUAGAAAGGUAUUAGCAUUAAGAAGAAAGCUGUUAGAAUGAAUUCACGUUUAUGUUGUGUUAAGAACACGUGAUGAACUCCUAUCACACACUGUGCCUUGUUUCUAGAAUUUUACUGCAGUGACCAUGUGACUUUUUGUAUUAAUAAUAAAAAUUACAUUUUCUGCGGACAUUAAACAACCUGCUUCCACAUCGUUCCAUAUUUAUCCGGAUUUUCUGAGCAGGAAACUGAUCUGGAAUCAGAUCGUCACGUUUAUUUUUCUAGAUCAGCUCUUUAACCUCACGUUCAUGUUAGACAGGAUAAAGUGCUAAAGUUAGCGUUAGCUACUCUGAACAUGUAGCAUUACAGCAGAUAGCUAGCUAAUAGCUUUAUAAAGUAAAAUUAAUUUGAGCUAGCUGGCUAGCGGGACACUGAAAGAGUCUCAUCACCGAGUAGCUAAAUAACCGGCUAGCUACCCGAGAACACUAACGUCGAACACGGCAGCACGGGGCUAACGUAACGUAUAUCAGCUAACACGCCAUUUUAUAGCUAGCUAAUCACUGACAAUCUGUUAGCGUUCUGUAUCUGAUUUCAACAAAAAGUUUCUAUGUUUCAAUCAAUAGUAGUAAAUUAGCUAGCAAUAUUAGCCUCUUCGUUUAGUAAAUUAUUUAGUAGAGUAAUAUAGAAAAUUAGCAUAAUACAAUUUAGAAACAAUAACCUUCUGUGGUUACUUUAAUAAGCUAGCUGUUGUAACCUUGUGUAUAUGUAGUUUAGCUUGCAAUAGUAUCCUGUUAAGUUAGCUAACUAUAGUCAUCUGGUAAAAUAAAAAAAUACGUAGUUAUAUAAUUAUACAAUAAUAUAUUACUUCCGUACAAGUAAAUUAGCAAGUAUUCUUUUAAUUAGCUAGCAUAGUGACAGAGUAAUAGAAAAUGAGUUAAUAGAGAAAUAAUAGCCUGUGUUUCGCUAGUUAAAGGUAACUCGACAUCUUUGUGUAACUAGAACUAAAGCUAAAACCGUCCUUGACACAUUCUAAAGCUAAGCCGUUAGCGUACCUGCGCUGUAGCAAUCGAACCCUCGCUAGUGUGAAUGUCAGGUUACUUGGAGAACUGAGGUAAAUAUGGAAUGUAGCUUUUAGCCUUUAGCUUUUUUUUUACUCGAAUGACUCGACUCUUGAUGUGAAAAAUGAAGUGCCUUCUUGUCAUUUAACCCGAAUGAAUUUAUCUGGAGAAUAAAAGUCUUGCCAGGUCGCAAAGCUGCUAUUAAACAGCCGUGGGAUUUCCUUUGUUUUUGAGUUGUUUUCUUUUUUGUACAUUUAAACAGAAGAGUUUUGAUAAACGGUUUUAUGUAUUUGUAAUUUGUACAUGAAUAAAUUAGCUCUUGUACGUUUCUCUAUAUCCAAAUGUAUAUGAAUUCAUCUUAAUAAAUCACCAAUGUCGAUGUUUC
Tachysurus fulvidraco (yellow catfish) is the source of this 2365-nucleotide messenger RNA. RefSeq lists its product as uncharacterized. The record is from RefSeq and is a predicted model, not a curated record. The transcript has 2 exons. The coding region runs from base 1 to 663 and encodes 220 amino acids. Lineage: Eukaryota; Metazoa; Chordata; Actinopteri; Siluriformes; Bagridae.